AUGAUUCUGACUUUUAGUGCCAUCAUAACUAUAGGCUCUUGUAGGUUUACUGAACCGAAAUGUCCUGCCGAUGAUCAACCUGGAAAAAUUGUUUUGCUACCAAAUGAAGAUGAUUGUUCGAGUUAUUGGGCAUGUAUAAGUGGUUACCCAAUCCAGAAUGUUUGUCUGUAUGGAACAUUAUUUGACGCAGUAAAGUUAACUUGCGUUGAAUUUGAAUCUGCAAAGUGUGCUGGUGAAAAACCUCCACGACCUACUGUAAAACCCACAACUCCCUCAACUCAACCUACAACUCCCUCUACUGAACCCUCUACUAAACCCACAACUCCCUCUACUGAACCCACAACUCCCUCUACUGAACCCACAACUCCCUCUACUGAACCCACAACUCCCUCUACUGAACCCACAACUCCCUCUACUGAACCCACAACUCCCUCUACUAAACCCACAACUCCCUCUACUAAACCCUCUACUGAAUCCACAACUCCCUCUACUAAACCCACAACUCCCUCUACUGAACCCACAACUCCCUCUACUAAACCCACAACUCCCUCUACUAAACCCUCUACUCCCUCUACUAAACCCACAACUCCCUCUACUAAACCCACAACUCCCUCUACUGAACCCACAACUCCCUCUACUGAACCCACAACUCCCUCUACUAAACCCACAACUCCCUCUACUGAACCCACAACUCCCUCUACUAAACCCACAACUCCCUCUACUAAACCCUCUACUGAAUCCACAACUCCCUCUACUAAACCCACAACUCCCUCUACUGAACCCACAACUCCCUCUACUAAACCCACAACUCCCUCUACUGAACCCACAACUGCUUUGCCUUCCGAUCGUUGCAAAAAGGUCGCACCUGAUCCAUUUGGGAAAUAUCCAGUAUAUUGUCCCCCACAAGAAGGGCCGGAAGAUAAUUUUUUUUUUUCAAAUCCAAAAGAUUGUCAAAGUUUUUAUCAUUGCACAUACGGUAUACCUUAUUUGUGCAAAUGUCCAGGAAAUUUAUUCUUUAAUCCAAAAAAAGAAGUAUGUGAUUGGCCACGCAAUGUUAAAUGUCAUGUUGAAAACUGA
Molecule: messenger RNA, 1077 nt
Organism: Phymastichus coffea
Lineage: Eukaryota; Metazoa; Arthropoda; Insecta; Hymenoptera; Eulophidae
Product: DNA-directed RNA polymerase II subunit RPB1-like
Exons: 1
Coding region: 1-1077 (358 amino acids)
Cellular component (GO): extracellular region
Molecular function (GO): chitin binding
Source: RefSeq, a predicted model, not a curated record